Molecule: messenger RNA, 1802 nt
Organism: Cydia amplana
Lineage: Eukaryota; Metazoa; Arthropoda; Insecta; Lepidoptera; Tortricidae
Gene: jeb
Exons: 4
Coding region: 310-882 (190 amino acids)
Biological process (GO): positive regulation of MAPK cascade
Cellular component (GO): terminal bouton
Molecular function (GO): transmembrane receptor protein tyrosine kinase activator activity; protein binding
Source: RefSeq, a predicted model, not a curated record
CGGCCAGAGCGCACGUCCCGGCACCACCCCCGUAGCCGCUCUGCUAAAGCCUUCACCACCUCCAACGCCGCCGGCACAACAAACUCUCGGUGCCCUUGUGAUACUAUGUGCUUCUGAUCGCGCCGACAGCGGACGACCACUCUAAACGCGAGUCUGACUACGCUAAUUAGAAAUCGUCAACGGAAUCAGACAGUAGCAUAUCCGGCCCCGACCAGCGAUAAAAGUCUAUAAUGUGGUCGGGUGUGCGCCCACGGGGUGUGCGUAGAUUGUGUACUUAGUACGCACGAGUGGUGGGAGGUGGGUGACAGCAUGCGGGUGUACUGCAUGGUGUUGGCGGCGCUGACGCUGCGCUCGGCGGCCGAACCCGCGCCGCGCCGGUACGCAGCGGAGUGGCGCGGCGCGCGCGACCGCGAACUAGCGCACGCGCGGCCCCUGCACGACCUCUUCGACCCCGAGCCUGAGGCGGCGGCGCUAGCGCCCGCGCCGGUGCCAGCGCCGGCGCACCAGGUCCCGGCGUCUCUACCCCCUGGCGCUCUGCACAAAGAACGACGACGCAACCGAGCCUGGGCUAAACGUGCUCCGCGCCUCCCUUCGGAGAUCGCGAAUCAGAUGAUGUUACGAGCUUCGCGGUCCAGUCGACCUUACGAUGUACCCCAAAUUGAAUGCCCUCCGGCCGCAGACGGUAUGGAGCGCUUCGCGUGCCCCACGCCAGACCGGCAAGGCCGCUACCGCUGCAUCGACGAUCAUGUCCUCUGUGACGGCUUCAUCGACUGCCCCAACGGCGAGGACGAGGAUCGACAGGCCUGCAUGUUCUACAAGACGACCAAGGCGCACCUGGACGUGCUCGCGGACGCGCUGCUGCGGUGGGCGCGCGGCCGCUAAGCCCCCUCCCGGACCCUGACCCAGUGCUCCACACCCCACCACGUCUCCGACCUCAUCAUUAUAACCCUCGUUUAAAAAGCCAGUGUGCUCUUAUGAAUAGCUAACGCUGCGAUUAAUUUUCCGAAGUUCCGGACGCGACCAGCUGAUUACUCGUAGACGAGUUGAAAUGAACGUAAUGAAACAUAUCAAGUAGUGGUUCAGCCUAUGCCAAAAACAUGACCACUUAAAGUGUAGUGUGUAAGGACUCCGAGCGUGAACGGAUAAGACGAUUCUGUAGGAGAUGCGCGACAGUGCGUCGGUUGGAACGAGGAAGUGUUGCUCUGGUUUCGUCCCAAGUAACCUCUCCGCAGCAAUUUUACUUUCCCAUCGAUAUUUCGUACUUUCUAGCAUUUAUUAAACUAAAAUGUGAGACUGGUAGUCGACAUUGUUAGUCGGUAGAUCAUUAUAUUAUUAAUUAUAGAAUAGUUCUUCAUCUAACGAAACAUUGUUUGUCGAUUUGUUGGUGUAUGUAUUUACCUUUUUACUCUGUUAUUAGUUACAGCAUUCCACACUUUAUGAUGGUUGUAAUAUAGAUAAAAGCUCGUAAAAUGUAUAUAAUACGAAUACUAUAAAUGAUUUGUGUACUUAUUGAAUUGAUUUACUCUCGCGGCCUACACAUAACGAAGGAAGCUUGUCUGAGCCGCUAGUGCGCCUCGCGGCUCGCGCCAGAUCCGCACAUUCCAAGUUUUGUCAAAACGCUUAUGAUAUAAUAAUGUCACGGUAAACUUAAAUGAACUUCAUCUCGAAUAAGGCAGCUACUGUAUAUUGGUAUGUAAAACAUUAGUUUUUAAGAUGGCGUUUUAUUCAUUACAUUACUUUUAAGUACACAUAAAUUAUCCGAGUCAUUAAGUUAUACAUUUUUUUUUGUAUAUACUAUUCCA